Messenger RNA from Urocitellus parryii (Arctic ground squirrel), 1454 nucleotides. RefSeq names its product quinolinate phosphoribosyltransferase (gene Qprt). Gene Ontology annotation, biological process: NAD+ biosynthetic process; quinolinate catabolic process. NCBI's taxonomy places the organism in Eukaryota, Metazoa, Chordata, Mammalia, Rodentia, Sciuridae. Gene Ontology annotation, cellular component: cytoplasm. Gene Ontology annotation, molecular function: nicotinate-nucleotide diphosphorylase (carboxylating) activity. The record is from RefSeq and is a predicted model, not a curated record.
UGGGCCUCUGGGAACACCAGAUCUGCGCAGUGGACACCCUAGCCCGGCUGCUCCAAGUCACCAUGGACACUGAAGGCUUAUCUCUGCUGCUGCCCCCAACCACCCUGGCAGCCCUGGCAGACAGCUGGCUCCGAGAAGACUGCCCAGGCCUCAACUUCGCCGCCUUGGUCACUGGGGCCGCCCCCUCGCAGGCAGCUCUGUGGGCCAAAUCCCCCGGGGUCCUGGCUGGGCGGCCUUUCUUCGAUGCCAUCUUUGCCCAACUCAACUGCCAGGUCACUUGGCUCCUCCCCGAGGGAUCGCAGCUGGUACCCGUGGUCCAGGUGGCGGAGGUGCGGGGCCCCGCCCACCGCCUGCUCCUGGGGGAGCGGGUGGCCCUUAACAUGCUGGCCCGCUGCAGUGGCAUUGCCAGCGCUGCCGCCACGGCUGUGAAGAUCGCCAGGGGCACUGGCUGGACAGGGCACGUGGCGGGCACCAGGAAGACCACGCCAGGCUUCCGGCUGGUGGAGAAGUACGGGCUGCUGGUGGGCGGGGCUGCGUCGCACCGCUACGACCUGGGAGGGAUGGUGAUGGUGAAGGACAACCACGUGGUGGCCGCCGGCGGUGUGGAGAAGGCAGUCAGGAGCGCCCGGCAGGCAGUCGACUUCACUCUGAAGGUGGAGGUGGAGUGCAGCAGCCUGCAGGAGGCUGUGCAUGCAGCUGAGGCUGGGGCCGACCUGGUUCUGCUGGACAACUUCAAGCCUGAGGAGCUGCAUCCUAUAGCCCAGGCACUGAAGGCCCAGUUCCCAAGAGUAGCUGUGGAAGCCAGUGGGGGUGUCACGCUGAGCAACAUCUCUCAGUUCUGUGGGCCCCACAUUGAUGUCAUCUCUUUGGGGAUGUUGACCCAGGCUGCCCCGGCCCUUGACUUCUCCCUCAAGUUGUUUGCUGAAGGGGCCACUCCAGUGCCCUAUUCCCGCCGUUCCUAAAGCCAAAGAGGAUACCAGCACAGCAGUGUCGACAUGACCUGCUGGGACCCUUAUGUUCCACAUCUUUAGGUUCAGUGGCCAACAGGAUACACUCAGCAUUAGGCUGGAUUUGGCUCCAGCUCUGCCAUUUACUGCUUCUGUGACCUGCCAGGGACUGACUUCACCUCAAUUUCCUAAUCUGUAGAAUGGGCCUAAUAAACACCCAAGCUUAUGGGGGUUUGAUAUUUAUAACAUAGCAAGUGGUCAGUAAGUAUUAGAGACCAUCAUCGUUCAUCUUUUCCAAGAUGCACAUUUUUUUUUCCACCUGCUGUCUUCUAUGAUGUCAGGGUGCCCCUUUAAUCAGCAAUGCUCCACAGAGUUUUAUAGCAAGACCCCUGUCAUCGUGCAACCACUGUGGCCUAUGCAUGAAGCUCAUAGAUACACAAUAUAAAUCCAAUGUUGAAUGGACUGGCAACUUAGCAAGACCCUGUCUCAAAAUUUAAAUAAAUAGAA